AUGGCCUUGUCUCUCCCUUCAGUCCACAACGAAUGGCUGAACCUUUUUUCCCAUAUCGCCUCAUUGCUGCACGUCCCACCAUGGCAUACCUCUGAACUCCCAGACCUCGACGCUCGUACCACCGCUCAAUUAAUAGAUCACACCCUUCUAGCUGCAGCUGCAACAUUGGAUCAGAUCUCCACUCUCUGCGUCGAGGCACGUGAACAUCACUUUCGAACGGUCUGCGUCCGCUCAAAUCAUGUGGCUCAAGCAAAGAAAGACCUCUUGGGCACCGAUGUCGGAGUGGCCUCUGUGGUUGGUUUCCCAUCCGGCGAUGACUAUCCGUCCUAUAGUACAGCGCAAAAGGUGGCAGAGGCCAGAUUCGCCAUUGCGGAUGGAGCAACCGAGCUCGACAUGGUCUUGAACUAUGAAGCUUUGAAAGAGGAUGGCCAGGUAUCCGAAAAUGAACACACAAGCAUGUAUACAGCCAUAUACGAAGACGUUGUGGCUGUUCGCGAGGCAGCUCCUAGACCAAUGAUUUUGAAGGUCAUACUCGAGACGAGUCAGCUCACGGAUGAGGAUGUGGCUAGAGCGUGUGUUAUUUGCUGUUUAGCAGGAGCAGAUUUCGUGAAGACAAGUACAGGUUUUCGAGGGCAUGGUGCCACGCUAGAAGUGGUGCAGCUGAUGAGGGCAGUGUGUGACGUAUGCCAGAGUGAGGGGUUGACCACAGGAAGAGUGCAAGUCAAGGCUUCUGGUGGGAUAAAAACAAUAGACGACGUCCGGAAAAUGGUGUCCGUGGGAGCAGAAAGGAUAGGCGCGAGUGCUGGUGUUGCCAUCAUAAGUGGUCUGAAGAGGAGAAACUCAGUCGUUCCGAAAGCUUUAGAGGACAGGGUAAGGGGUGAUUACGACAUUUCUGAAGCCAAUCAACGGUUAGAGAGCACGCUGACAGAGUCGUCGCAACCCGGAAGCCAAUACUCUCCCGCCAACGGGCAGGAAGCUGUCUAG
Endocarpon pusillum Z07020 is the source of this 984-nucleotide messenger RNA. RefSeq lists its product as uncharacterized. NCBI's taxonomy places the organism in Eukaryota, Fungi, Ascomycota, Eurotiomycetes, Verrucariales, Verrucariaceae. Bases 1 to 984 code for a protein of 327 amino acids. The transcript has a single exon. Gene Ontology annotation, molecular function: deoxyribose-phosphate aldolase activity. Gene Ontology annotation, cellular component: cytoplasm. The record is from RefSeq and is a predicted model, not a curated record. Gene Ontology annotation, biological process: carbohydrate catabolic process; deoxyribonucleotide catabolic process.